Molecule: messenger RNA, 1764 nt
Organism: Caenorhabditis remanei
Lineage: Eukaryota; Metazoa; Nematoda; Chromadorea; Rhabditida; Rhabditidae
Exons: 9
Coding region: 1-1764 (587 amino acids)
Cellular component (GO): cytoskeleton
Molecular function (GO): cytoskeletal protein binding
Source: RefSeq, a predicted model, not a curated record
AUGAACAGCGACGAAGAAGAAAGUAUUCAGAAUUCUGGAGAGACUAAAGAUAUGUCCUGGAUGUUGCGUAGUCUUUCUGCCAGAUUCUCGAGGAAUCGACAACCACAACAGAAGAGUCAGACACAGGAUGCAAGUUUUGACACGAAGAAAUUCGUACAGUGUAAAGUACUUCUUCUGGAUGGAGCUCAUUUAAAUAUUGUUGUUCCGAGAAAUGCAAUCGGAAGUGAGCUUUACGAAGAAGUAUUCUACUCUCUUGAUCUCGAAGAAAGAGAUUAUUUUGGACUUCAAUACACAGAUCAAUUCAAUGUCCAACAUUGGCUAGAUCCAUGCAAAAAAGUAGCAAAACAAGUGGCAAUCGGACCUCCAUUCACCCUCAGAUUCCGAGUGAAAUUCUUCACUUCUGAACCGUCAAGUAAUCUGAAAGAAGAGUUGACAAGAUAUCAAUUCUUCCUUCAAAUAAAACAUGAUAUUGCUUCUGGACGUCUUCAAUGCCCGCACCCAUUGGGAAUUGAAUUGGCGGCGUUUGCAUUACAAUCAGAACUAGGCGACUACAAUCCAGAAGUUCACACAGCUCUCUUCAUCUCAGAAUUCCGAUUUCAUCCGGAGCAAGAUGAAAAAAUGGAAAUUGAGAUAUUGGAUAAAUACAAGGCGUGUCGAGGCCAAACUCCUGCACAAGCGGAGUUGAACUAUUUAAACAAAGCACGAUGGAUUGAAAUGUACGGUGUCGAUAUGCAUAUAGUUGAGGGAAAAGAUGGGAAUACAUAUCGAUUAGGAUUGACUCCACAAGGAAUGCUCGUGUUUGAUGGACCACAGAAAAUUGGAUUAUUUUUAUGGGAAAAAUUACAAAAAUUGGAUUUCAAAAAUAAGAAAAUUACACUUGUUGUGGAAGAAGAUGCUGAUCAAUCAAACAACGGACAAAUCCAACUUCACACAUUUGUAUUCCAUUUGACGUCUGAAAAAGCAGCAAAACAUUUCUGGAAAUGUGCAAUCGAGCAACACGCAUUUUUCCGUUUGAAAUCUCGUCCAGUCCAACCGAAUCGUAAAAUGCAGUUCUUCCGAUUGGGAAGUACAUUUAAAUAUAGAGGAAGAACAGAAUAUGAAACAAUUCAUAAAGAAGGAGCAAGAUUAUCAAGAAGACAAUCAUGCUCGUUUGAAAGAAGACCUUCUCAAAGAUAUGGACCAAGGCAGAGUCAUGUGACAAAUGCACAGUUGAGAGAUGCUAAGAGGGCUGAAAUCAGGCAGCAGAUUCUGGAACAACAACGAGUGAACGAACAGCAGCGAGCACAUGCUCAAUCAGAUCCACUUCCACCACUUCCACCUAUUUCAAACCUCCCAGUUCCUUCAUCUCCAAAUCUCAAAAAACCAUUAAAUAACAACAAUAAUCCAUUUAUCGGUGACACAUCAAUCCCAUCUUCUUCCACUUCUUCAUCUCCGUCUCACGUCACAAAAAUAACAGUUGGAACGAUCGGAGGAGGAGUUGAAUCCACGUCACCAUCCACAUCUUCAUAUAUUCCACGUCCUGUUGUAUCUGGAUCUUCCUCAUUCUCUCAUCCUCCACCACUUCCAGCCCAUCAGUCAUCUUCUAAAAUUCCACGUAUGAGUAGUGCAUCAGAGGCACGGAAAAACUCACAACCGCCACAGCCAGCAGUAAGAAUGCAGCAUAAUUUUGAGGAUUCUCGAAAAUUCUCUCAAAAUGGAUGUGCUCCGCCGUCACGAAUCGUUCCACCAAUGCAACAUCAGCGGAGGAUUGUCACUGAUUUUUGA